AUGCCAAGCACCGAUGGAAUCGGCUUCCGCCAUCUUGACAACGAAGGCCAGAACCUGUCCGCGCCAGGUGCCAACAAUGACCACUGGACUGGGAUCUCGACUCAUCACCAUUCACUCCCAGUCUCACCAUCGCCAUCAAACCAUAACCUCAGCUCUUACCGUCCCUCCCAGGCCCAGCUCGCGUUACCAUACGAACAGCUACAGCUGCGCCAAGACACAUGGUCGAACGCGCCCGGAUUCCUUGGCAUUUCAACGUUCAACGGCCUACAUCCGCUCGACUCUUGCGAUGUAGCCUCUAAGGGGGACGAUGGCCCCAGCGAGAACACACGGGAUGACUCUGUCGUCAGCAAGCUCAACCCACAGAGCCUUGGACAUCCUCUACGUCAAAGCCAAGAGCACUCGGGGGUUGGUGAGGGGUCCAGCCAAAACCCUAUGUCCACGCACCGAAAACGUCUCCUCCAGUACUUCAACCUAAAGGAGAACAUCAUGAUUACCACAACUGCCAACGGCAAGAAAGGAGCUCAAGCAACGAUAGAUACGAUAGUGCGGUCCGAUUUCUUGUACGAGUUCACUACUCGUGAAGAGGCGAAACGACUGGGCUUACCCAUACGCCCCUGGCCCGUAAAAAGACGGAAGCAAUACCUUACACCGGUCGGGAGGGUAAUCCCCUUUGGGUACGUCGAAGCAAGUAUCGAAGCCAUCUUGAAUGGAAUACCCCCUACAACUACAGUCAUCAUGGUCUUGGACGACGUCGGCGGGCUUCGGAACACUCUCAUCAUUGGGCGACACUUCCUGGAAAAAGCAGCGAAAGCAGCUGCUAAGAAUGAUCGAAGGCGACCAAACCAGGGGAUUCAGGGCAAGGGCAUCGAGGGAACGGCGAAUCUGACUACCCGGCUGCCUCAGCUGUCAGAUGGCGUGCUGCCGAUUAGCGCUGGGUAUCUUCCUCGCUUAAACUCAAGUAUGUUUGAAUCUCAACCAUAUCUUGGCGUUGGGAAUGCCACGAACACGAACUAUAACCCGUUCCUGCUCGCGCCACCCGUGCCGGGAUACCCAACUACAUCCGGAGCCCAGACCCCUUUCACACUAUCGUCCUCGGGUGACUUCUCUGCACUCAAGCGAUCCUCCGCGACAAGCCAGUCAGCUUUGGAACUACCCGUCUGCCCGUCGGGCUUCGAGGGCAGCAAUUUAUGGCCCUCGAGUUCUGCACAUGGUAGUGUCGUCCCUUCGCCAACGAUGCCGUUCAACGAGAACACGAUGCCUCCGUCCCACACUUGGCUAGGCAUGAACGACAGAGGAGGCAAUCAGUCAUAG
Molecule: messenger RNA, 1311 nt
Organism: Anthostomella pinea
Lineage: Eukaryota; Fungi; Ascomycota; Sordariomycetes; Xylariales; Xylariaceae
Source: the annotation of a GenBank genome assembly